Molecule: messenger RNA, 2789 nt
Organism: Scatophagus argus
Lineage: Eukaryota; Metazoa; Chordata; Actinopteri; Scatophagidae
Gene: tmem176
Product: transmembrane protein 176
Exons: 7
Coding region: 154-771 (205 amino acids)
Cellular component (GO): membrane
Source: RefSeq, a predicted model, not a curated record
UCUCUCUCUCUCGUUCUAAUAAACACAUUCUCACACGAACUCUCGGAGCUGCGAAAAGAGAGAAGUCAGGGAGGCGCAUUAAAGAGUGGUCGAGAGAAGCCCAGGCUUAAAAAGGAGCACACAUUCAUUAACUUAUCUCCAUUGAAAAAGGUGAUGGCGGUAACAAUUUCCAGGGAUCUGACUGUGCAGGUGCUAGAGGACGUGAACACUGUCAAGCUGAAUGACCGACAACAGGCUCUGCGUGCUGCCAUCCAGAGAGGGGAGCCUAAAUGUCUGGGGGUGAGUCAGGUGAUGUUGGGGGUGAUGGUCAUGUCCUACUCCAUCCCUUUACACUUCACUGAGGUCACUGAAGUGGUCCGUCUGGGAGUUGCUUGGUGGAGUGGCCUGACGUUCCUCACAGCUGGAGUGGUCGCUAUCAUCUUGGACAAACACUGCAGCAUGAAGACUCUGCACGCGUGUCUAAUGGUGAGCAUGGUGUCCGCUGUGCUGUCAGUGGUUGCUGUGAUCAUAUACAUUUUGGACAUGGAAAAGAAUCCCGAGGCUCCCUGCGUCAAGACACAGUAUGACAGCUGUAAUGACCAGCACUAUGCCACGAAGCUGAGCAAUGGAGUGAAGUCGUCCCUCCUUCUCUUCACUGUGGCCCAGGCAGUCAUCUCUGCCGUUGUCUGCUUCCUCCUCUUCAAACAGAGACGGAGCUUCGGACAGUACACUUCUCUCAAUCAAGCUGCUUCAUCAACCCUUACAGAAACCACACCAGCCGACCUGAACUGAUCAAUCACUGGAUCAGUCAUUUAGAUGAUGGAUCACUUUUCAUCAGGUGACUGUUUUUCUGACUGAAUUUGUCUAUCUACUUAUAUCUUCGACUAAUCCACUGUGCUACCUGAUAUGUGACCAGCUGAGAAACAUCUGCUUUCAAGUUGUUUUUAUGAAUGUCUGGCAUGACCUGUAAAUUAGAUUAUUGGUGCAGCCAAAUGAUUGAAAACCUCAGUGAACAAAGAGCUGUGAUAAAACAAAACAAGAACAGAAUGAAUGGAAGACACGAUAACUCUUAAAAACUGUCAUAAUGGUUCAAAUAUGGCACAGCAACAAAAUCAUUAAACGAGACAAAGGAAAGACAGAGUAAAUUCUAAUACAUGAAUAGACAAAGAGAUUGUUCUCUCUUAUGUAAAACCAUCACAAGAUACUUCUGAGGUAAUGAAAUCUAAAAAUGUACCCUGAUGAUGAACUGUCUUGGCGGUACAGGAUGCAAAGUGCAGGCAUGUGUGCAGGAAGUGGUGGGCAUUUUUGUGGCUGCUGGCUCAGAUGAAGGCAGUUGCACAGAUGAAGGCAUAUCUUCACCAGGAAGAAUGUGACGAUUGCGUAAAUAAUGCCCCAGUUCAGGUGAAUUCUGUUGUUUGUGGUGAAUCUCCCAUAAUCUGAGGUUGCAGUCUAGGUGCCGUCCAGUCAGCUAUAGGGCUAACUGUAGCUAUAACCACAGCCAAAGAUGACUGAAGGAAACAGUAUAGUGAGUUGGUGGUUACUCCUGUGACUUGCUGCCCCCUCUAUUUGUGGAGCUACCUUUGAAUUUUGGACAUAUUUUACAAAUUGCUUACCUUUAAUACACCAUUUGAAAAACAUAAUCCCAAAUCAAGUUUCACUUAACAGCUGUGCCAGUGCUUUUAGUCAUGUCACAUGGUCAUCAUCAUUAUCUCAGGAUAUCUUGACAUGCAUGGAUGAAGACUGGGUGAUACAACUGAAAGCAUAUAAAAAGGCUAGUACAGACUUUGAGUUAGAAACGUUAUCCAUAAUGGGUUCGUAAUUAACAAUGAUGAUUGAGUGAUGAUGACUGAGCCAGAGCCCAAAUCUUCAUUAACUCUAGCAUCUGUUGUCAUGAAAAAGGCUCAAAGACUCAAAGUCCUCAUGUAAAAAUUAGUGGAUAAAACAGGAUGCCGACAUACAGACUGAUACAGACUCACACACUCAGCACUGUAAGAAUGUCAGUGGUGCCUCUUCCAAACAUUGCCUUGUUAGGAACGCUUAAAGUAUAAGCUAUUUUAUGUGUUCUGUUUGGACUCAGCCUUGGCCAGAAUUGCACUGAUUCAUCACCAUUUGCCCUGCAGCACACAGAAAGCAGGCAGCCUGCUCUAUGUGAGGAGGGAAGCUCACUGCAGGUGGUGCGGGGGGGUACCUCACUUCAUUAGCACUGCUGCACUUGGUUCCAUGUGCCUACACAAACACAGAGCCCCCUGACUUCUCUCUUGGUUUUUGACUUGAAAAUGUUUUCAUGGUGUAUUUGCAGUCUUCUGUUUUCAAUUCUCAGUUUCGGGAACAUAUGUGCAUAUUUCACAAAGUAUACAUUAUUAUUGUGCACUGUUUUUUCUUCUUCUAGAUUGUUGACACAAUGUUAUAAAAGAGAUGUUAGUCCAUUUUGCACUAACUCCAUGAUACUGUUUUUUUAUACAAAAUAAAAUCAUAUAUGAACUAAAUCUGCAGUCCAGUGAGAUACAUUUUUGUGAGAGAGAAGAAAUGUGGGGUUUGACAAAUGCAGACAGUCCACAUGCAAGCAGGAAGACAACAGAACAAACAUGCAUGCACUGCUCUGCUCUGCUUUAUUAAUCCUCUCAAAGCCACAUGUUUCAAAACAUUAUGGCAUAAAUGGAAACAUCUGGAUUUUCAUCAGGAUGUCUUGAUAUCGGUCAUGUCAACUGUGCUGAACACUGGUUAUCACAGGAAAGCUGAAUUUGAAAAGAUUAACAACUAAUGUAUGUUUCAAGUUGUCAUCUGCAAAUAACCCAUUAAAUUUAUUCAAA